GUAGGAGUGGCUGAUGGCGGAUGGGGUUGGGGUGGAGCGUUCUUGGAUUUUAACAAUGAUGGUUACCAGGAUAUAGUUAUGACUAAUGGUAGGUUUACAUUAUAUAUGUUCACACCAAACUCAUUUCUGGAUGGCUCUGUAUUAGUUUCAAACACUCUGAAUACAGAGGUCCACUAUAAGGUUCACCUCCAUUUGUACAGUGUUGCUAUUGGAUGAAACACUAACUAAAUAAUUUUGUUUAUACUGGAUAGCUCUAUUAGUUCUAAAUUGUUUUCCCUAGAGGUUCAGUAGGGUUACGUACCCCUUCAAACACUCAUUAAUAAUUCAUAAGCUUAAUGGCAAAUCAUGUCAACCAUAAUAUGUCACGUGCAGUGGCUUUAAACCUGAUAAAACACUCCUAAUUAGUAUUCUUUAUAUAAAGAAUACUAAUAAGGCAGAAUCUAUUGUAGUCGUGUCCUCAUUAGUACUCUUUAUAUAAAGAAUACUAAUAAGGCAGUAUAUCUAUUCAAUUUGUAGUCGUGUUUGAAGCCGUCUAAAGCCACUCGCGCUCGUGACUUUAAACCUAAUAAAACACUCCUGCUCGUUUAUUUAACAGUACUUAAUUAUUGGUCUAUUGCAAGGGUGUCUCCAAAGGGGAAUGGGGGUGAGACAGAGGAGGAAACAGAGAGUCCCCCCUUGAAACUAUGUUUUAUAACAAGUGUGUGUUUGUACAUAGUUUUAUAGUAAGAAAAUUGUAUUCUGCCGCAAAGUAGCCUCAAAAUGCAGGAAAUACCGUUUCAGAGACUCAAAAUUCAAAAAUCCACCAGGCCCAGAUUGAACAGAUUAGACAAACGUUUUGUGUAAAAAUUUAGCCCCCCCCCCCCCGUCAGUGACCUUAUCCACCUCGUCGGAAAAUUCCUGGCGCCAUCACAGGAGUGAUGUUGAGCAGUGUUAAACACAGACAUUUUCAUAGUAAGGCCAUUUUUAUACUAAGCACUAUGAUGGUUAUAUAUUAAUUCAAAUGUGUUUUUUUUACUCAAUAGGAAUAGAUCUCCCGACAACGACAACGGAUGACCAUUUUAACCUCCAACGAAUGCGACUUUGGAAAAAUCUAGGCGCUGGAUUUAAUGGCAAAACCAAAGAGGUCGGUUUAAAAAACUAUCAUGUCCUACAGCGAGUGCGUCGCCCUAUUUAAUUACAUCAAGCUUAUGAUUCAUUACUUAAAUAGAAUACGACAAAGAAUGAAACUAAUGCAAAUUGACAAAUUCUUUCUGCCAGGUUUCGCAAGAACUUGGGAUGAACUCGACAAAGCAAGGAAGAGGUUUACUCAAAUGGGAUUUUGAUGGUAAUUAUCAUAUUAUUCAUUAUGAAACUUAAUUGGCUCAUCAUUAGUCAUUAUAACCCUUUAUGUGACAAUACCCCUGAUGCGCCCUAUUUUAUUAUUUUAUUCUGUCUAAAUUACGAUUUUCCUCAUCAAGUGGAGAGUGCUGCCACACAAAAUAGGUUAAUAUUCUAUUUAGGAAAUUAAUGUUCUAAUUAGUAAUCCUAUAUUGUCAUUACCAAUGUGUAGUUCCUCAUAUUAAUAUAUAUCGUAAAAGGAAAUUAAAGCGUGCAGUUAUAGAAGUAACAGAUUUAAAAACAGAGAUUUACACUGUCGCUUGACUUUGUCUUCGAUUAAACCAGUAAAAUCCUUCACCUGCAGACAAUGUCGUAAAUAGAGAUGAAGCACCAUCGAAUAUUAACAUCCUAUAAACUCAAGAUUCGAGCUACAUAAAACAAACUAACAAAAUUCAAGGUUGUUAUUAGCCUCCUCCGCAGGCAUCUCACCCGACGAUCGGGUGGUGGGAGAAAUUUUUUUUUCAAAACCCAUUCGUAGGCUAGAACCCAUAGAGAGGCCUGCGGAGGAGGCUAGGUUGUUAUCUUGUUUUUAAUAGCUCGAAUCUUGAGUUUCCAAGAUGUUAAUAUUCGGAGGUGUUUCAUCUUAAGCUAGUAAAAUUUGCUUGAUAAAAAGUGUAAGCUACAGAUUAUGUACUAUUUAAAACACGAGUAGGAGUGUUUUAUCAGAUAUAAAACGCGAGGUGCAGCCGAGCGUUUUAUAUCUGAUAAAACACGACAACGAGUGUUUUGAAUAGCUUAAAAUACAACUACAAAAGAAUACUAAUUAGGAUGAACCAUUAUAUAAUCAUGCUAAUUAGGAUGAACAAUUAUAUAAUGCCACAUGUGUUUUAUCAGAUAUAAAGUCACUUCACGUGACAUAUUAUGGCUGACAUGACUUGCCACAAGGUUUAUGAAUUAUUAAUGAGUAUUUUAAAAAUAAUGUAAUUCUAUGAUGUAAUUAUAAUUUGGUAUCUUUAUUAGAUGAUGGAGAUAUGGAUGUUGUUGUUUGCAAUAACGUUGGCCCGGCAGAAAUAUACGAAAAUCUGGGUGGAAACGAAGUUAACUUUUGGAUCAAGGUUAAAGUUAUGCAUAGGUGG
This is a messenger RNA of Paramuricea clavata, 2453 nucleotides long. The record is from the annotation of a GenBank genome assembly. NCBI's taxonomy places the organism in Eukaryota, Metazoa, Cnidaria, Anthozoa, Malacalcyonacea, Plexauridae.